This is a messenger RNA of Mycena citricolor, 858 nucleotides long. NCBI's taxonomy places the organism in Eukaryota, Fungi, Basidiomycota, Agaricomycetes, Agaricales, Mycenaceae. The record is from the annotation of a GenBank genome assembly.
AUGUCCUACAUGGAAGAAGAAGACCACGGGUCCUCCCCUGAGCAGCGACUUGGUAAUCUAGAGGAAGCCAUGCAGCGAAUAGAGGGACUCCUCAACAACUUCAUAAUCGAACAGCAACAGCCUGCCCCUGUCCCUGCCCCGUCUCCGGCAGUGGGUCCAGGCGUAUUUACUGGCCAACAGGCCAGCUCGAGACCCCUCAUCCGCCCCAAUCCCCCAUUCGCGUUUGACGGAGAUCGCACCCAGGGCAAGACGUUUCUCCAUUCCGUCAAGCAGUACUGGCGCCUCCUCCCUGAGGCCUUCCAUGUGAACGGGGUAGUAUCAGAAGAGCGGGUGUUCAAGUUCCGGUUUGUCGAGGAGAACGAGCAAGACCACGCCCUGGCACGGCUGGAGACCCACGCUUACUACAUGGGAUCCCGCGACGUGUUCAAAUACACGGACGAGUUCGACGACCUUCUCGACUUGGCGGGUUACUCUGACAACUUGGUCAAGGUCACCAAGUACCAGGCGGGUCUGGACCCCAGAAUCAAUCAGGCGAUCACGACCUCCGGUAACCCGCCUAGCCUCACAAACUACUCGGAGUGGCGUACCCGCGCAUUCCGCCAGCACAACGCCGAGAUGGCUGCCCGAGCUGCACGAGGACAGGUGUUCUCUCCAUCCCGCGCUCCGCCUCCUGCGGCCCCCCGCCCUCGCCCCGUGGCUGCUCCGUCCUCCCACCGGGCAUUCCCAUGGAGAUCGACCGAACCAGAGCCCGCACCGGUGUUCGUCGCACCUGCUUCCGAUGCGGCAGCCCAGGACACCUGGCCCGAGACUGCCCGACCCCCGCGGAUGUCCGGCACGCUGACGUCCUGGACAAAGUGA